Molecule: messenger RNA, 2023 nt
Organism: Alligator mississippiensis (American alligator)
Lineage: Eukaryota; Metazoa; Chordata; Crocodylia; Alligatoridae
Gene: NPRL3
Product: NPR3 like, GATOR1 complex subunit
Exons: 15
Coding region: 389-1915 (508 amino acids)
Biological process (GO): TORC1 signaling; negative regulation of TORC1 signaling; cellular response to amino acid starvation
Cellular component (GO): GATOR1 complex
Source: RefSeq, a predicted model, not a curated record
GGUUCGCGCUCGCGGCGAGGGGAGGGGGCGCAGCGCGAUGGGCGAGAGCACGAGCCCCAUCAGCGUUAUUCUGGUCAGCUCGGGCAGCCGCGGAAACAAGCUGCUCUUCCGCUUCCCCUUCCAGCGGGGCCCGGAGCACCCGGCCGCCCGGGCCGAGCCUGCCUGCCUCUCCUGUGUCUGAGGGCGAGAUGUUGGUGGGCCCUGAGCUACAGGGGGGGCCCCAGACGUUCCCUCCACGGCGACGACAGCCCCUGGGGCCACCCAGGCGAAUGGUAAACCAAGGAGCCAAUAUGCCGUGAACAGUGCAGGUGAUAAUAGAGAGGACCAAGAAGGAGACUCUAGGUUUUCAGAUGUGAUCCUGGCAACAAUUUUGGCUACAAAAUCAGACAUGUGUGGCAAAAAGUUUGAGCUGAAGAUUGAUAAUGUUCGUUUUGUUGGCCAUCCUACGUUGCUGCAGCACGCCCUGGGACAGGUAUCCAAAACUGACCCCUCACCAAAGAGAGAGAUGCCUACCAUGAUUCUCUUCAACGUUGUAUUUGCCUUAAGGGCCAAUGCAGACCCAUCUGUGAUAAACUGCUUACAUAAUCUCUCCCGUCGAAUUGCCAUAGUUCUACAGCACGAGGAACGUCGUUGCCAAUAUCUGACCAGAGAGGCCAAGCUGAUCUUAGCCAUUCAAGAUGAAGUAUCUGCCAUGUCAGAAACAACAGAAGGUCCACAGUCUCCUUUCCAUCACAUCCUACCCAAGUGCAAGCUGGCCAGAGACCUCAAGGAGGCUUAUGACAGUCUCUGUACAACAGGAGUGGUGCGUUUGCAUAUCAACAACUGGCUAGAAGUGAGCUUUUGUCUGCCUCAUAAAAUCCAUUAUGUUGCAACAAAUUUUAUACCCCCUGAAGCAAUUGAAAGAAGCCUGAAAUCUAUUCGGCCUUACCAUGCCUUAUUGCUUCUGAAUGAUGAGAAAUUGUUGCUUAGUGAGCUCCCAUUGGACUGCUCCCCUGCCUUAGUGAGAGUAAUUAAAACUACCUCCGCUGUGAAGAAUCUGCAGCAGCUGGCUCAGGAUGCUGAUUUGGCAUUACUACAGGUUUUCCAGCUUGCUGCACAUCUUGUUUAUUGGGGAAAAGCAAUUAUCAUCUAUCCACUGUGUGAAAACAAUGUCUAUAUGCUGUCCCCCAAUGCCAGUGUUUGUCUAUAUUCUCCUUUAGCAGAUAGAUUUUCCUGUCAGUUUCCUGGCCAUGAUUUGCCAUCUGUGCUUUCCAAGUUCUCACUCCCAGUUUCAUUAUCAGAAUUCAAGAAUCCACUGGCUCCACCUAUUCAGGAGGCAAGCUCAGCUACCAGACUGCUGCACCAAACAGCACAGUUUGGGGAGGAGACUCAGCUUAUACAGAUGGUGAUCUGGAUGCUUCAGCAUCGGCUUCUUAUUCAGCUGCAUACGUAUGUCUGCCUGAUGGUGUCCCCUAUUGAGGAGGAUUUCCGAGCCCAAGAUGAAGACAUGCCCUUUACCACUAGAGUUGGAGGCAGAAGUCUGAGCACUCCCAAUGCCCUCAGCUUUGGUUCCCCAACCAGUAGUGAUGAUAUGACACUCACGAGCCCUAGCAUGGAUAAUUCCAGUGCUGAGCUGAUACCUGGUGGGGAUUCGCCAUUAAAUAAACGGAUGACUGAGAACCUGCUAGCAAGCUUGUCAGAACAUGAGCGGGAAGCUAUUCUUAAUGUCUCUGCUGCCCAGAACCCAGAGGAUCUCCGCAUGUUUGCAAGGCUGCUACACUAUUUUCGAGGACGCCAUCACUUGGAGGAGAUCAUGUACAACGAGAAUAUGCGCCGUUCUCAGCUGCUAAUGCUUUUUGACAAAUUCCGCAGUGUGCUGGUGGUAACCAACCACGAGGAUCCUGUGAUUUCAGUUUUUCAGUCCCUCUUGAAAUGAUAGCCUGGCAGAGGAGGAGGCAGCUAUGCCACAUUGGGUUUCUAUUCAGCUUAGUUCUAAUAUUUUAUUAAUAUGUAUACAGACAAUAAAGAGAAUGGGUAUCAUUAA